Messenger RNA from Corythoichthys intestinalis (scribbled pipefish), 3529 nucleotides. It is a transcript of the gene nr2e3, whose product is annotated as nuclear receptor subfamily 2, group E, member 3. Bases 13 to 1569 code for a protein of 518 amino acids. NCBI's taxonomy places the organism in Eukaryota, Metazoa, Chordata, Actinopteri, Syngnathiformes, Syngnathidae. Gene Ontology annotation, molecular function: zinc ion binding; RNA polymerase II cis-regulatory region sequence-specific DNA binding; nuclear receptor activity. Gene Ontology annotation, biological process: anatomical structure development; negative regulation of transcription by RNA polymerase II; positive regulation of transcription by RNA polymerase II. The transcript has 8 exons. The record is from RefSeq and is a predicted model, not a curated record.
UGACGGACCCUCAUGGUCGGUGGGCGGACACACGACCUGUGCAGCAAGUGUGAACUUGAGACCGCAUCUCCACAGCAGAAGAUUCAGCCAGCUGACAGGCUCUGCAGGGGACUCUCUUUGCCAUCUGCACCUUGGGAGCUGCAGCGGGCCCCCUUUUAUUUCUCCCGAAGCUUGCCCGUGUUGAUACCAAAUACCCUUUCAGGGAAUUUUCAGGAUUGGGGGGCAGUUUUUUCCCCUAUGUCAAUCAUCACUAAGAAAGAAAAUAUUUCAGUGAAAAUGAUGGAGGAUCACUUGACAAAGAUACCCAUGGCACCGUCAUGUUCGCCCACUGGGUCCACUGGGAGCGGAGGGACGGAUGACAGCAGAGGAGCCAAGAGUCCGGCCCCUGGCAAAGCUCUGAGCCCCGCUCUGGUCUGCAAAGUUUGCGGGGACACCAGCAGUGGAAAACACUAUGGCAUCUAUGCCUGCAAUGGUUGCAGUGGCUUCUUCAAGCGCAGUGUGAGAAGGAGACUUAUUUACAGGUGUCAGGCGGGCACGGGCAUGUGUCCAGUGGACAAAGCUCAUCGCAACCAGUGCCAGGCGUGUCGGCUGAAGAAGUGCCUACAGGCAGGCAUGAAUAAAGAUGCUGUGCAGAAUGAGCGUCAGCCCCGCAGCACCGCUCAGGUGCGUCUGGACUCCAUCGACGUGGACCAUGAGAAGGAGCACCUGGCCACCACACGAGAGCCCACCUCCUCCUCCUCCUCUUCCUCCUCUUCAAGUGGCUCUGUUAUCACGUGGCCCCACAUCACAUCAUCGAUAGCUAUCACCUCCUCCGUACCCCCCCAACGCUGCGUCAGCCCCCAGAACAACCAUCGCUUCAUGGCCAGCCUAAUGACUGCCGAGACUUGUGCCAAGCUAGAACCUGAGGAUGUUGAUGAAAACAUUGACGUGACCAGCAACGAGCCAGAGCGAGCGUCUUCCGAGUAUCACAUGGCACUUUACCCGUCUGCCUCAGAAAAUGUUUACGAGACCUCUGCGAGGCUCCUCUUCAUGUCAGUGAAGUGGGCCAAGAACCUGCCGGUGUUUUCCAACCUGCCCUUCAGAGACCAGGUGAUUCUACUGGAGGAGGCGUGGAGUGAGCUUUUCCUCUUGUGCGCAAUCCAAUGGUCUCUACCGUUGGACAGUUGUCCCUUACUCUCCCUGCCCGACCUGUCCCCUGGCAUGCAAGGCAAGACCAGCUACACGAGCCUUGACCUGAGACUCCUGCAGGAGGUCUUCAGUCGCUUUAAAGCCCUCGCUGUCGACCCCACAGAGUUUGCCUGUCUCAAAGCCAUUGUACUCUUUAAGCCUGAGACACGUGGUCUAAAAGACCCAGAGCAAGUGGAGAAUCUUCAGGAUCAGUCACAUGUGAUGCUAGGACAACAUAUCCGCUCUCACUACCCCAGUCAACACGCAAGGUUUGGAAAGCUGCUACUUAUUCUUCCGUCCCUGCGUUUUGUGAAUUCCGAACGCAUUGAGCUGCUGUUUUUCCACAGGACCAUUGGAAAUACUCCUAUGGAGAAACUACUGUGCGACAUGUUUAAAAACUAACUCUGCUAACUUCAAAAAAUAUUUUGCUGUCUUCAAUUUGCAACCGCUAUUCAGGAAAGGUAAAUGACAGAAUGCUGCAUUAAUUACUGAUUUCAUAUUAAUUUUAACGUCACUCUGUAAUACUGGUCUUGUUACACACGGUUCCUCUGUUCAUUCCAUCAUGCUUGCUGUUGCUUGUACUGUUUAUUAUUGAGAAUUUGAUCUCUGUGUUAAGCAACUCUAUAUCAGAGUCAUCUGCUCGUAUUAUUGUUUUUGUCUUCCAUCAAAAUUUUUUAAAAUUGCACACAUAUAUUUGAUUGGUUGAUAGUUCUCAUGUACUAUAUUCGAUACUGUUGUUACAGUGAGUGUGUAUUCAUGUUGUCAUGCCUUGGUAAAGAAACAGGAAAAAAAAUCAAUUUUGUUUCUCAUUUCCUGGCGUCGUUUAGUAAUUUUAUCAGAACAUCAUGCAUUAUUUAUCAUAACCGAAAAAAUGGUUAAUCCAAGGAAGGGUUGUUUUCGAAAAUUCACAUUGUUUUUUAUUGUGUUUAUUUUUAAAACAGUCAUGUAUUAAAAAAUAUACAAUAUUUUCAUUUGUUAUACCUUUCAUUAAUUAAUUGUCAUUAUAUGCUGUACAGUAAGGAGAUUAUUGCUAAAGAAAAAAAAUUACAAUAAGUAGCAAGCUAUAUAGUUCCUUGUUUUCUCCUUAACUUCAGUGCAACAUUAUGAUCCAUUUUGUAAAGUAAACUUGGCCAUCAGAUGCGAAAGAUUUUUUUAUUCCAGCUCAUUUUGUUCAUUAGUUUUGUUUAAUGCUCAUAUUCAUUAAACUGAAACCUAUUCGAGAUGACUUUUGGCCAGAGGCACAGGACAACGGGAAUGAUAGACAAAUCAUUUACAUUUACUUUGACACCUAUGGACAUAAGCCAAAGUACCCUCAGCAAACCCACAUUUGCUUACAGGGAAGUUGGAAACUCCACACAGGCGGUUGCCUUAACCAAUAUUUGAACACUAGAAGUCUGAACUGUGAGGCAGAGGUUCAAACACCUAAUACUGAAAUGCAGUGAAACAAUUUCAACAGCCAAAUUUUAAAUACUUACGUGUUUUAAGUAGGGCUGUCAAACGAUUAAAAUUUUUAAUCGAGUUAAUCACAGCUUAAAAAUUAAUUAAUCGUAAAUAAUCACAAUUCAAACCAUCUCUAAAAUAUGCCAGAUUUUUCUGUAAAUUAUUGUUGGAAUGGAAAGAUAAGACACAAGACGGACAAACAUUCAACAUACUGUACAUAAGUACUGUAUUUGUUUAUUAUAACAAUAAAUCCACAAGAUGGCAUUAACAUUUUUAACAUUCUUUCUGUUAAAGGGAUCCAAUGAUAGAAAGACUUGUAGUUCUUAAAAGAUAAUUUUGAGUACAAGUUAUAGUAAUUUUAUAUUAAAAUCCCUCUUAAUGUUUUCGUUUUAAUAAAAUUUGUAAAAAUUUCAAUCAAAAAAUAAACUAAUACUGUAGCUCGCCAUUGUUGAUGUCACCGAGCGGAACGUCACAUGGGCUCCCUGCCGUUCUUCCACAGUGUCUUUAACUACGUAAGGUAGAGAUUGGAAUACACCACAAGGUGUCAAUGGCGAGUUUUAAAUUAGAGAUCUAGCCAAGGCAAAGUCUGAGUAAGUUUUAUGUGUAUUUUGUAUAGCUAUUUUGAUUGGGAAUGCCAGUUCUCGUUGCAAUGAGUGCUUUUCUUUUUGUGAACAUUAUUUUUUUGAGAGAUAGGAAUAUUAUUUUGAUUGUGCUUUCACUAAAUGAUACUGUAGUGACUUAACUGUUCCACACAAAUGCAUUAUGGGACUGUCAGUGGUGGCUGCAAAUGGUAUACAGUAUGAUCUGCGUUGUGUUUGAUUAAGCGUGUAAGAAAAAGAUCGUGUCCUGUCAUUCUUCCCCACCUUGUUCGCCACAAAACUUAUAUGUGUUGUGAAAGAGUUGCCAAAGCUUAAGCAGAUAA